This is a messenger RNA of Parnassius apollo (apollo), 1452 nucleotides long. NCBI's taxonomy places the organism in Eukaryota, Metazoa, Arthropoda, Insecta, Lepidoptera, Papilionidae. The record is from the annotation of a GenBank genome assembly.
AUGGCUGAACCUAAAGCUGAUAUUGCCCUGAUCGGUUUGGCUGUUAUGGGACAAAAUUUAAUCCUCAAUAUGGAUUCUAAAGGUUUUGUAGUCUGUGCAUAUAACAGAACAGUUGAGAAGGUGGACCACUUUUUAGCUAAUGAAGCAAAGGGCACAAAAGUUAUUGGGGCCAAGUCAUUAGAAGAUAUGGUGCAGAAAUUGAAGAAACCAAGAAAAGUAAUGUUGUUAGUCAAAGCGGGUUCAGCUGUUGAUGAAUUUGUUAAAAAAUUGUUACCGUUGCUUGAGAAAGGAGAUAUUAUAAUUGAUGGUGGUAACUCUCAGUAUACAGACACACAGAGAUGGUGCAAGGAGUUGUCAUCAACUGGAAUUUUAUAUAUUGGAAUGGGAGUAAGUGGGGGAGAAGAUGGAGCACGUUAUGGACCCUCUCUUAUGCCUGGUGGCCAUGCUGAUGCUUGGCCUGCAGUAAAACCUAUAUUCCAAGCAAUAUGUGCAAAAGUAGAUGAUGAACCAUGCUGUGACUGGGUGGGAGAGGAUGGUGCUGGACAUUUUGUUAAAAUGGUACACAAUGGAAUUGAGUAUGGAGAUAUGCAAAUAAUUUGUGAAGCCUAUCACUUUAUGAAGGAUAUUCUUAAUCUUGACCAAGGUUACAUUGCAAAAGUUUUUGAAGUCUGGGGCAAGAGAGUUCUGGAUUCAUUUUUGGUUGAUAUCACUGCUAAUAUUUUGAGAUUCAAAGACUCUGAUGAUGAGUAUCUGUUACCUAAGAUUCGAGACGCUGCUGGUCAAAAAGGGACAGGCAAGUGGACGGUCAAUAGUGCACUUGAGUAUGGAGUUCCUGUCACACUUAUUGCAGAAGCCGUUUUUGCUCGUUGCCUUUCUGCACUUAAAGAUGAACGUUCCAAGGCCAAUAAAAUACUCCCGAGUGCAACAGUUAGAUUCGGAGGUGACAAGGGAGAGUAUAUAGAUUAUCUUGAAAAAGCUCUUUUUGCCAGUAAAGUUAUCUCUUAUGCGCAAGGAUUCAUGCUUUUACGAGAGGCUGCCAAGGGCAAUAACUGGCACUUGAACUAUGGCAGCAUUGCAUUGAUGUGGCGUGGAGGUUGUAUCAUUCGGAGUUCCUUUUUGGGCAAAAUUAAGGAGGCAUUUACGAGGAAUCCGUCGCUCGAAAACCUAUUGUUAGAUCCGUAUUUCACAAGGAACGUUUCCGCAUCCCAAAUGUCUCUGCGGCGUGUUAUCGCGCAAGCUGCGUUAUCUGGAGUCCCGAUGCCGACGAUGUCAGCUGCUUUGGCCUUCUACGAUGCUUAUCGCUCCAGAAUACUUCCUGCCAAUUUACUCCAGGCUCAACGUGACUACUUCGGCGCUCAUACUUACGAGUUACUUAAUAAUCCGGGCGAGUUUGUGCAUACCAAUUGGACUGGGCAUGGUGGAAACGUUUCAGCUUCCACUUACAAUAAGUAA